AUGGUAUGUUCAGACUCUUACCGUGUUGGGAAUGUGAGACUUGGCGACGUCGCCCAGCUGGCUCGUCCGGAGUCGCUCGGGAGUCGCGCAGAUAACCGUCAUCAACAGAACCACUGGGGUUCAGCGAGUUGGGCUGCGGCCGAGGCUACAAACACGACUUCAACACAUGGCGCCUCUCAUCGCUUUGCUUCUCUGGGGUAUGAUGAACUUCCACCCUGCCCCGAGCCAUUUAUUAACGGUGACAAAAGUUUGACUUCAUUAACAAACCAUAUUUUAUUAGCAAAAAAGGGCAAACUCUUUCACCCUGUCCAUCGAUUGCCAACAUUAAAAUUGCAGCUUGGCACACACGACGAGAGUGAUUCUAAUGGCUAG
This is a messenger RNA of Gryllus bimaculatus (two-spotted cricket), 372 nucleotides long. Lineage: Eukaryota; Metazoa; Arthropoda; Insecta; Orthoptera; Gryllidae. The record is from the annotation of a GenBank genome assembly.